GUCUAUCCUUCAGCAGUUCUCUGUCCUAAGAGACGAGAAAAAUUCAUUCUAGAAAAGGGAGCAAAUAGAGGGUAGGAAAAUAUGGCGAUCUUAAACAUGAGCACGGGAACUUCAUUCUCAAAGUUAGGAAAUUCUGGGGCUGCACUUGCAAGAAGAAGUUCCGCCCGGAAAACCAAUGUGGUUGUUCUGCCCGCCGGCCGAAGGUCCAUUCAAGCAAGUUCGCGUCAAGAGGCAUCCGCAGAGACAGUGAAACAAGGAGUGGACAAAGCCGAAAAAACCGGUGAAAACAUAAAAAAUAUAGCUGCCUCCAUGACUGAAGAUGUGAGUCAGAAGUCAAAGGACAUGGCGUCCAACGUAUCAGAAGCGACGCAUGAUGCCACCGAGAAAGCAAAGCAAACCGUGCAGAAUGCAUGGGAUUCAGCUAAAGAGACAGCCCAAAAGGCCAAAGAGACUGUUCUGGACAAAGUUGAAGAUGCAAAACAAUCUGUCAAAACAAAUGCAGACAAAGCUCAACGUGCCAUGAAGUCCAACAACUGAAUUCAAAGUGCAUUCCUGUUUAAAUAAUAUCAAUAUGCUCAUUCCAAUGAUGAAAGACUUUACCAUUCCUUGUGUUAAUAAGGCUUUGUUCUGUCUGUAAGUGGCAAGACCUUUGAAUUGUUUUCUUCCUUUAUCAGUGAUUUGAAGUAACAUUGUAACUAUUUAUCUCCAAGGAAUUUGAAUGAUUGUUUGAAGCCGAUUAAUUAA
This is a messenger RNA of Syzygium oleosum, 744 nucleotides long. RefSeq lists its product as uncharacterized. The record is from RefSeq and is a predicted model, not a curated record. The transcript has 3 exons. Lineage: Eukaryota; Viridiplantae; Streptophyta; Magnoliopsida; Myrtales; Myrtaceae. The coding region runs from base 82 to 537 and encodes 151 amino acids.